AUGAGACGCUACGCCGUCCCUGUCACUGAUUCCGAAUCUGAAUAUUCCGAAUCAGACAUCUCCAUGGAGAUUCCCCGACAGAAAACGUCGUACCGAAGACGUUCUAUUUCACGCCAUCGCUUCAGUCCUGACUACAGCACCACGUAUCUCAGCCCUGUAGUGCCGGAUGUGCGCGUCCAUCGGUCCGCAUCGACGGGGGCUCGACGACGACGGGAGCCUGAGCGUACUCAGAGUCCCGCCGUCAUUGUCGACAUCAAGAACGAUUCCCGCAAUAAGAGUUCCAACAAGAACCGUCGACGACAGCAGAGCCAGAAAUACCAGGACAUCUACGUCAGUCCCUAUGACUCCCAGGACGAGACCGAGCUGCGGAAUCAUCGUCGUCCCCGGGCAAGCACGAGCAGCAUCUCGCGAGAGGCGUCGCCGCGACACCAACGCGAUUAUGAUAUGCUGAUCGAUCAACGUCUGCUGGAGAAAAACGAUGCCCGACAAGACCUUGAGCUUCAGAGACAGCAGCAAGAGAUCGAGCGUCUGGAGCGGGAGCUGGCACGCCACCGUGACCCACAUCAGGAAACCCGUCUUCUGAAGGAAGAGGAGGACUGGUAUGAGGAUGAGAUCAGCGAGCGGCUGAGGCGCCUCGAGCGGUUCGAGAAGAAACAGCGCAUGGAUGAGGAGCAACGGCAUGCCGAGCACCGCUAUAAACUGCGGAAGUUCGAGGAGGCGCAGCGCCGGGAGGCGGAGAAUGAAGAGGUCCAGGCGAAGCUGCGUCUGGAGAGGCUCAAGGAACUCCAGCGGAAGAUCGACGAGGAAGAUGAAAGGGAGCGGAUCAAGAAGCAGAUUCGGGACGAGGAAGCUAGACAAACUCUCGAGAAGCAGGAGAAGGAUCGCAAGGAAGCCAUGAUGAAGGCAGCUGCCAUCGAAGAGUGGAAAAGGAAUGAAGAACGCCGGAUCGCUGCCGAACGUGAGGAGAAGAAGAAGCGGGACGAAGAAUUCCGGACCCGAUUGAAAAUGGAAUUCGGCUACACGGAAGAAGAGAUCGAGGAAAUCCUCAACAAGAAGAAGAACCCGGAGAAAGAGAAGGGCAAAAAGGGCAAAGACAAGGAGAAAGAGAAGGACAAGGACGGAGAUAAGAGUGACCAUGAGAAAAAGGAUAAAGAGAAGGACGAGCAUCAACGGACAACUUGGAUCAAGGUUCAUCGCAAACAUCUUCUUCCGGAUACUCUGAUCGCAUACCGUCUGCCCUGGGACUGGGAUGAUCUCGAUAGCAACUAUAUCAUCAUCAAGCAAUGGAUCACCGAGGACUUCCAGGAGGAGCUCUUUGCACACACGCGGCGGUUGCGCGAGGGUAAACUCGUUACCCAGACCUCGAACACUCUGACGGAGUUGAAGGUUAAUGACCGGAAGAAAGACAAGAUGUAUCUUGUGCGAAAGAAGAGCCCUAGCCGGCGGGCUUGGAUAUUUACUUGA
This is a messenger RNA of Aspergillus tanneri, 1464 nucleotides long. RefSeq lists its product as uncharacterized. The transcript is spliced from 3 exons. The record is from RefSeq and is a predicted model, not a curated record. Bases 1 to 1464 code for a protein of 487 amino acids. NCBI's taxonomy places the organism in Eukaryota, Fungi, Ascomycota, Eurotiomycetes, Eurotiales, Aspergillaceae.